Saprolegnia parasitica CBS 223.65 is the source of this 1746-nucleotide messenger RNA. RefSeq lists its product as hypothetical. The record is from RefSeq and is a predicted model, not a curated record. The transcript has a single exon. NCBI's taxonomy places the organism in Eukaryota, Oomycota, Saprolegniomycetes, Saprolegniales, Saprolegniaceae. Bases 1 to 1746 code for a protein of 581 amino acids.
AUGAAGGUCCCGUCCCUCGCCCUCGCCACGGCUGUGGCCCUCCUCGCCGCACCCACCGCCGCCCUCGACCGCAAGUUUGACGGCCUCAACUACGAUACGCGCGGCUACGACAAGGACGGCUGCAAGUACGCGCACCAGGUCGCGGCCGAGUUUGCGGCCUUCAAGAAGACGACGAGCCAAGUGCGCAUCUACUCGACGGCCUGUACGGGCAAGAUUCUUACCGCGGCCAAGAAUGCCGGCCUCAAGAUCUGGAUCGGCCUCUGGUCGGACGUCCCGGCGUCCGGCGUCUCGGACGCGUUCGCGAGCGAGUUCAGCAACUUGAAGAAGCUCGUCGAGUCCAAGCAAGUGCGCAAUGACAACGUGGCCGGUAUUCAAGUCGCCAGCGAGGCGUUGUACCGCUAUUACAUCCAGGGCAAGCGCCCGGCGACGGACCUCACGGGCUACAACCUCCUCAUCGACCACUUGAACAACGUGCGCACGUACCUCCGCAGCAAGGGCAUUCUCUUCCCCGUCACGAUCGCCGAUGUCAUGGACGCGUACAACCUCUUCCCGGCCAUCUACUCGGCCGUCGACGUCGUUUCCGUGAACCAGUUUUCGCUCUGGGAAAACAAGACGGCAGCCGAAGGCGUCGAGACGCUGUGGUGGCACUGGGGCGACGUCCAGAAGCAGGCGCGCGCGCAGGGCAAGCCAAUCGUCAUCUCGGAGACGGGCUGGAGCACGGCGGACGACAAGAACCUCGUCGUCGAAGCGUCGCCGCAAGCGCAGGGCGUGUACACGAAGGACUUUCUCUCGUUUGCGGAGAAGCACGGCCUCAACUACUACUACUUUUCGGCCAUUGACCUCGCGAUCCCUGCCGACUUGAUUGAGCAGUCGUUUGGCAUCUUUGACAAGAACAUCAACCUCAAGGGCCCGGUCCAGGCCGUCACCGUCGGCAGCAAGCCGAUCGCGACGCGCAUCUACCACGGCGACAAGACCAAGGUGCUCAAGGUUGACCCGACCAACUGGAACGCGCUUCUUGUCGAGGCACCGGCGCAAGGCCCGGCCUCGAACCUCGACAACGAGAUUUGGUUCUACUACCCCGACUCGCAGGCGUACUACUCCAAAGCGUCGCACCAGUGCUUGGACGCGUACGGCAGCAACAACAACCCGCUCAACGUCCACGUGUAUGCGUGCACGGCCGGCAACGCCAACCAGAACUGGCAGCUGACGUCGGACGGUCAUUUCCAGAGCCUCAACGGCGCCAACCAGUGCAUGGACGUCGACCCGACGCAGAACAACAAGGUGGGCAUGUGGUGGUGCUACGACGGCCCCAACCAAAAGUUCACCAAGCGCGACGUCAAGGACGAGCCGAUGCAGAUCACGGUCAACGGCAACGGGUACCUCAACGAGUGGUACGGCGGCGUCUCGUGGAACCCAAGCAUGUCGGCGACGUAUCAGGACAAUGCGGCCUGGUACUACGACCCGGUGCCGCAAACCAUCAAGUCCAAGUCGGGCGCGACGUGCUUGGAUGCGUACGGCAAGGGCGACGGGUACGCUGUGCACACGUACGCGUGCGACGAGACCAACGUCAACCAAAAGUGGCUCUACAACGACGUGACGGGCCAGUGGUUCCACACGGGCCACCUCGGCUUGUGCCUCGCGGCCACGGGCAACGCGGGCGAUAGCGCCGGCAUUAGCCUCCAGCCGUGCGACAAGAACCAGAGCAACCAGCGCUGGUCGUUCAAGUUUGAGACCAAAAUUGUCUAA